Messenger RNA from Mya arenaria, 4120 nucleotides. RefSeq names its product DNA-binding protein SMUBP-2-like. NCBI's taxonomy places the organism in Eukaryota, Metazoa, Mollusca, Bivalvia, Myida, Myidae. Gene Ontology annotation, molecular function: ATP binding; ATP hydrolysis activity; RNA binding. Bases 29 to 3151 code for a protein of 1040 amino acids. The record is from RefSeq and is a predicted model, not a curated record. The transcript is spliced from 16 exons.
UCGAGUUAUUUCUCUUGACACCUCAAAAAUGUCAGUAGAGGCAUUUGUUGACAAAACGCAUAAGUUACUUGAAAAGGAAAGGUCAUCUGAAAUUGAACAGACAAGGUUGUUACAUGAGAAGUUACCACCAAAGGAGCUACAAAGGAGAGGAGUAUGCCUUUUAAAACUGCAUAUUGGGGAGAGGAAGUCUGGGAUGUUUGGAAGAGUGCUGGUAGUGUUGGAAACUCAUCUGGAUGCCUUACCUUCACACACUUUUUCUGCAGGUGACAUAGUUGGCCUGGAUGCCUCUUCAUCCGUUGGUCAGUCGGACAGUCUUGGCUCCGGCAUAGUGACCAGGGUAAGCCCAACAGCGGUCACUGUGGCCUUUGAUGAUUCAGUGGACAUCUUCUCACUGGAAUCUGGUCUCCAUGACUACUACAAAAUCACAAAACUGGCCAAUGAUGUUACAUACAAGCGACUGAAGAGGACCCUAGAAGGUUUGAGCCAUGGUCGACAUGAGGUGAGCCAGCAACUGAUAUCGGUCCUGUUUGGAGACCAGCCUCUCUCCCCUCCUCUCACGUUGAAAGAGCUUGUUUAUUCCAACACAAGCCUUGAUGAUUCUCAGCAAGAGGCUGUACAGUUUGCCCUCAGCCAGCGGGAAGUGGCAGUGGUGCACGGGCCCCCAGGCACGGGGAAAACCACCACUGUCAUUGAGAUCAUCCUUCAGGCAGUCAAACAGGGACACAAGGUGCUGGCAUGUGCCCCAUCCAACAUUGCAGUGGACAACCUGGUGGACCGCCUGUCACGUACAAAGCACCGUAUUGUGCGACUGGGUCAUCCCGCCCGCCUCCUGCCCCACCUACAAAAGUUCUCUCUAGAUGCAAUUCUGGCUCGCAGUGAUGAGGCCCAGCUGGUGGUAGAUGUGAGAAAGGACCUUGAUAAGGCCCUGUCUGAUCUGAAGAAAACCAGAGACAGAGGGCAGCGACAAAGAGCUCGCGAGGACAUGAAACAUCUCCGUAAGGAGCUCCGUCAGCGUGAAACUACAGCGACCAGGGACAUUCUCAAGCGUGCAGAUGUUAUUUUGGUUACUCUGACCAGUGCAACUGAUGCUGGACCUAUGAAACUGCUGGAGGAAAGCCACUUUGACCUAACUGUUAUUGAUGAGGUAUCCCAAGCCCUGGAGGCUGCCUGCUGGAUCCCCUUGUUGAGGUCCAGGAAGUGCGUCCUGGCUGGGGACCAUCUACAGCUUCCUCCUACCAUCCUCUCCAAUGAGGCCGCCCAGGAAGGCUUGUCAGUGAGCCUGAUGGAGAGAGUUCUAGAGAUGUAUGGGGACUCUGUGAUGAGGAUGCUGACAACUCAGUACCGCAUGCACCACAUGAUAAUGGACUGGUCCUCACAACAACUGUACCAGUCUAAACUGGUGGCCCACCCAUCUGUCAGUGAACACCUGCUAAGGGAUAUGGAUGGUGUGGAGGAGAACGAGACCACAUCCUCCCCUCUCCUAUUUAUUGACACUGCAGGAUGUGACCUGCCGGAGCUCGACCUUCCAGAGGAAAUAUCUAAGGGAAAUGAAGGGGAAGCUGACAUAGUUAAACUACAUGUUGAGAAGCUCAUUGAGAGUGGACUGAAACAGGAGGACAUUGCAGUUAUUGCCCCUUAUAACCUCCAGGUUGAGCUGGUCAGACUUCGACUGGGAGAGAAGUACCCCGGAGUGGAGGUGAAAUCUGUGGACGGGUUCCAGGGGAGGGAAAAAGAGGCCGUUGUUAUCUCUCUUGUCAGAAGCAACCCUAAAGGUGAGGUGGGUUUUCUUUCCGAGAAGCGUCGCAUUAAUGUGGCGGUGACAAGAGCAAGGCGCCACCUGGCCGUGGUCGGGGACAGCAUGACAGUCAGUAGCGACCCCUUUCUUAAAACACUAGUGGAGUAUAUGACCACUGUUGGGGAAACACACAGUGCUACACAGUAUAAUACAGAUGGUGAUAUUACCAGGCCUGAGCACAUCUCUGAUCUGAUCUCUCUAAACAAGCAAGCCAGCAACAAGGGGGCAAAACCUAAAACCUCAAAGAAAAUCCAUGAUAAACCAAGACAGAACAAGAAACCAAGCGAGAGAAAAGAAGAAAACCAAAGGAAGGGGAGUGUACUAGAGGAGGGAGAUGAGAGGGUGAAGGAGCUACAGAGUCAGCUGGAGGUGUUUGUUGCCAACACUGGAGUCCAUGUACUAGAGUUUGCUCCCACACUUACCUCAAGGGACAGGCUAAUUGUUCAUGAGAUUGCCGAGAAAAUGGGAUUGUCACACGUCAGUCGAGGAAUUGGAGAAGAAAGGCACAUCGUUGUCGGCAGGCCAGAUGGCGCUGCCAUGGAAACAGAAUCACCCUAUCAGAGAGCCGUCCAAGCUGAAAGUGUUGAGGAGGGAGGGUCUGUUGAUAAAGAUACAAGAGUUGAAGUAACUGAUGUUUUAGAAAAGGAGGUUGUCCAGACAAAGAAUAAGAAGAGAAAGAACAAGAUAAAGAACACUGAUUGUGUUGAAAAGAAUAUGCUAAUUGAUCUUGAUAAAGAAAAUCAAACUAAAGUACCAUCUAAUGAUGUAAUUGAAAUAUGUAGUAAUAGUUCAAAAUCAAGUGAAAUAGCCAGAAGUGAUGGAAAAGUAAGCUGUUCAAUAUGCCAGAAAGAUGUUAUCAAAGCAAACCUAAUGAUGCAUGAGCUCCAUUGUGCAAAGCGUCAGAUUGGUGCCAAGUCUGAGAAUGUGAGUGGUGCGGAAAGGCAUUCUAAAAAUGCCUUAAAGUCUUCCAGUCAUAGACAGUUUGACAAAGAGCUAUCGAACAGAAUACAGAAAGUGGAUGAUGAUGACAUUGAUGCGUUGAUAGCAACAGUACAGAAGAUGGACUCCUCAUGUUGUUUUAAGAAGUGCAAAACUAGUGUGGCCACCCUGUUUCAGGUGUGUUCCCACUGUGAAGGGAGGUACUGCCUCUCCCACCACAUCCCCGAGGUUCACGGGUGUGGGGAUGCUGCCAGAGCCCAAGCACGAGCCCGCAUUAGCAAGGAUGGAGUUCUUCACAGGGGCAGUGGGGUCCCAGAUAGAUCCAUGGAUAAAAACAAGAAGGCUCAUCUACAAAGAAAACUGGAUUCAAAAUUGACUGAACUGUCUUCUAAGCGAAAAGGAAAACCAAAAAAAUGAGCAAAAAUGUCUUAAACUAAAUACUGAUUGAUCUGUGAUGUCUUUUGAAUCUUCAGAAAUAUUUGAUUAAGAGGUUUAUCGUGAUAACGUUCUUUCAACGUAUAAAUUAUUUUGUCAUGGAUAAUUAAGUUGGGAUUUGUGUGUAGUGUUUCUCUUUUUCAAUAAUUAUGCUAAACAAAUAAUGGUGUUGUCAAAUUUGUUUCAACACAAUAAUUUCCCGACUACAUUCCAUUCUAUGUUUGUACUGAUAGGCAGGGGGUGAUGUACAUCUUACUGGAAUUUGUUACUGGCGUGUACUGUCCUGAUCGUGUCAACGCAAGAAGAACACUGAUCUUAACAUUUGUUUUUGCUUCACGAUUUUAAGACAGUAUUUCAUGUUUUCGAAGCUUCGACCAAGAACCCCGAUUAAUCUAUGCAUGAUUUAAAAUAAGCUGACCAGUACUAUAAGGUAACUGGUAAGCUUACGGUACAUUUACAGACAACGGUGAAAUUAUCCAACAUUAACACCCAUAUUGAAAGAGCAAACAUGUACAUAAGUCACAUUGUGUAGAAUCCAGCAUUCACCACAGCAAUACUUACAACUCGUCGAGAUGAUUUGGCUGAUCAAUUUGAUAAUCCAACCAUGUGCUUUUAUUUAUUUUCAGUGUAUGGGAGCAAUAUUUCUAUAUUGCUCCGGCAAAAUAUUAUAUGCAUCGCAGGGUCCGUAUUCACGAAUAUUUUAUCUUAAGAAGUGUUUCAAACCAAUGUUAUGGUUCGUAACCCUUGGCGGAAUAUGCAUCUCGGAUUAUCAAUACUAUCGCUUGUCUGGUGUUCCUAGCUACCAGCCGGUUCCAUGGUAACGAAAGAACACUUCCUGGACAGUAUCCAGGCAUACCGUAUAAUGACAAGAUAAAGUGAUAUAAAAUUCAUCAACACAAAUCUCCUGUCAAUAAAAUUCAUGUAAAUUUGCGAAUAAAUAAUUUUCUAAUC